Messenger RNA from Physeter macrocephalus (sperm whale), 1366 nucleotides. It is a transcript of the gene CELF5, whose product is annotated as CUGBP Elav-like family member 5. Gene Ontology annotation, molecular function: mRNA binding. NCBI's taxonomy places the organism in Eukaryota, Metazoa, Chordata, Mammalia, Artiodactyla, Physeteridae. The coding region runs from base 1 to 1134 and encodes 377 amino acids. Gene Ontology annotation, biological process: mRNA splice site recognition; regulation of alternative mRNA splicing, via spliceosome. The transcript has 10 exons. Gene Ontology annotation, cellular component: nucleus; ribonucleoprotein complex; cytoplasm. The record is from RefSeq and is a predicted model, not a curated record.
AUGGCACGGCCAAUCCAGGUGAAGCCUGCGGACAGCGAAAGCCGAGGAGGGGACCGGAAGCUGUUUGUGGGGAUGCUGAACAAGCAGCAGUCAGAGGAGGACGUGCUGCGGCUGUUCCAGCCCUUCGGGGUCAUAGACGAGUGCACCGUGCUCCGGGGGCCCGACGGCAGCAGCAAAGGCUGUGCCUUCGUGAAGUUCUCCUCCCAUACGGAGGCUCAGGCGGCCAUCCACGCCCUGCAUGGCAGCCAGACCAUGCCGGGUGCUUCCUCCAGCCUGGUGGUCAAGUUUGCUGACACGGACAAGGAGCGGACGCUGCGGCGCAUGCAGCAGAUGGUGGGCCAGCUGGGCAUCCUGACGCCGUCCCUCACCCUGCCCUUCAGCCCCUACAGUGCCUACGCCCAGGCUCUCAUGCAGCAGCAGACAACGGUCCUGUCCACCUCAGGCAGCUACCUGAGCCCCGGCGUGGCCUUCUCACCCUGCCACAUCCAGCAGAUCGGCGCCGUCAGCCUUAACGGGCUGCCCGCCACACCCAUCGCCCCUGCCUCUGGACUGCACUCGCCCCCGCUGCUCGGCACCACCGCCGUGCCCGGCCUCGUGGCUCCGAUCACCAACGGCUUCGCAGGUGUUGUGCCCUUCCCUGGCGGGCACCCCGCCCUAGAAACCGUAUAUGCCAAUGGCCUUGUGCCCUACCCAGCUCAGAGCCCGACGGUGGCCGAGACCCUUCAUCCUGCCUUCUCCGGAGUCCAGCAGUACACAGGUAGGGAGGUAGCGCGGCCCCCCAUGUACCCCACCGCGGCCAUCACGCCCAUCGCGCACAGCGUCCCCCAGCCGCCGCCCCUCCUGCAGCAGCAGCAGCGAGAAGGUCCCGAAGGCUGUAACCUGUUUAUCUACCACCUCCCCCAGGAGUUUGGAGACACGGAGCUGACGCAGAUGUUCCUGCCCUUCGGCAAUAUCAUCUCCUCCAAGGUGUUUAUGGAUCGGGCCACCAACCAGAGCAAAUGUUUUGGCUUCGUGAGCUUUGACAACCCGGCCAGCGCGCAGACCGCCAUCCAGGCCAUGAACGGCUUUCAGAUCGGCAUGAAGAGGCUCAAAGUGCAGCUGAAGCGGCCCAAAGAUCCGGGACACCCCUACUGACCGGCCCACAGCGCCCCGAGGCUGCGGGCUUGGCCCAGGUGAGCCGCCAGGCGGCCCCGCCCCCGCUCCCGCCCCCACCCAGGUCUUGUCCGCACCCCCUCCUCAUUCUCCAAACCCUCCCGAGGCUGGGGGGAUGCUGCAAGAGGCUACAAGGAGCACCCAGGUUUGGUUGACGGGGACAGAGCUGGACGAAGACACCCCCAAUCCCCCCCUAACCUCCCCCCCACCCUCC